Pieris brassicae (large cabbage white) is the source of this 2452-nucleotide messenger RNA. RefSeq names its product phospholipase A-2-activating protein (gene Plap). The coding region runs from base 119 to 2428 and encodes 769 amino acids. The transcript is spliced from 16 exons. Lineage: Eukaryota; Metazoa; Arthropoda; Insecta; Lepidoptera; Pieridae. Gene Ontology annotation, biological process: ubiquitin recycling; proteasome-mediated ubiquitin-dependent protein catabolic process. Gene Ontology annotation, cellular component: cytoplasm; nucleus. Gene Ontology annotation, molecular function: ubiquitin binding. The record is from RefSeq and is a predicted model, not a curated record.
CUUAAACUUCAAAGACAAAGUUUGUUUUAAUUUUUCGUCCCGGAUGAUAUUGCUGUUUCGGCGUAAAAAUUAAAACUUAUUUGUAGGAUAUAUUUUGUUGUAAGAACUAAAAGAUAUAAUGGCAGUUCCAGAUUAUAAACUAAGCACAGUCCUUUCCGGGCACUCCAUGGACGUACGUUGUGUUUCCGCAACUAGGGAUUAUUGCAUAUUAUCAGCUUCACGAGAUAGAACAGCUAAGCUGUGGCACCCAGAAGGCGUUAAAAACUAUACCAAUGUAGUAACUUACAAGGGGCACAAAAACUUUGUUUCCUGUGUUUGCUGGCUUCCACCGUGUGAAGCGUUUCCUGAAGGAUUGGUAAUAACUGGAAGCAAUGAUAACACGAUUCUAGGUUACAACCUACUUGAUGGAGCAGUUCAGAUUAAUUUAAAGGGCCAUGAUAAUGCUGUUUGCAGUGUCACACCUGGUGGAGAUUCAGGAAUUCUUUUGAGUUCUAGUUGGGAUAGUACUGGAAGAAUAUGGAACAUAAAUUCUCCUCAAAUAGCUCCCAUUGUGUUGAAGGGUCACCAAGCAGCAGUAUGGUCACUUGUGGAACUAGCUAAUGGCACAUAUGCUACAGCUUCAGCUGAUAAAAGUAUCAAGUUAUGGAGAAAGGAUGGUGGCUUAUUAAGCACAUUAACAGGUCACACUGACUGUGUUCGUAGUUUGGCUGUAUCCAGUAAUGAGACUUUUCUCAGCUGUGCAAAUGACGCUUCAAUAAAAUUAUGGACAAAUAAGGGAGAAUGUCUUAACACUUAUUAUGGACAUACUAACUAUAUAUACAGCAUUAGUAUUAAUCCAGGUGUGGAACAUAGUUUUGCUAGUAGUGGUGAGGAUGGCAGUGUUCGAAUAUGGUCCCGAGGUGAUUGUAUUAGAGAAUUAAGACUGCCUGUCCAAUCUGUAUGGAGUGUAGUUUGUUUGGAAAAUGGUGAUAUUGUUACUGGUUCAAGUGAUGGUCUUGUAAGGGUGUUCACAAAAGACCCUUCACGGUUUGCUGAUGAAGCUACACUAAAACUGUUUGAUGAAGAAGUGGAGAAAAUGCUUCUAUCCUCACAACAGGACUUUGGCGGAUUUAAACUCUCUGAAUUACCAGGCCCUGAAGCUCUCUUGGAUCCCGGUAAAUCAGACGGUCAAACAAAAUUGGUGAGACGAGGAACCAAUGUCAAAUGUUAUUCUUGGAGUGCUGCAGAGAAUACUUGGAAUGAGAUUGGAGAUGUCAUGGGAGCUAAGCCGGCCAGCGAAGGGAAGACUAUGUACCAAGGGAAGGAAUAUGACUUUGUAUUCAGCGUGGAUAUUAAAGAUGGCGCACCUGCAAUCAAGUUGCCUUUUAAUAAGACUGAAGAUCCUUGGGUCGCCGCACAAAGUUUCAUACAUAAAAAUGAUCUUCCGCAAGUGUACUUAGAGCAAGUAGCUAAUUUUAUAAUAUCAAAUGCCAAAUUAGACUCCUUGCCGGCACCCAGUAAUAAUGGUUAUGCAGACCCAUUCACGGGGGAGUCUCGGUACGUCCCAGGAUCCACGGUCCCUGGUCUUCCACCACCGUCGUCAUCCGACCCCUUCACCGGCUCCGGGGCAUAUACGACGGCCAGUGCAUCCAUAACGUCAACAGACAAACCGUUGAUACCACACGACUCUUAUAUCAGAUUUGACCAAGGAAAUUUAAAAGCGAUUUACGAUAAAUUAAAGGAAUUCAAUAGUAAGGUCGGGGAUAGUCUUAGCACAUUCUCUGAAGCUCAACUAGAAAACGUCGUGAAGUUAGGAGAAGUGAAUUGUACAUACAAUCCUGAAACUAUAACUACGUUAAAGAAAAUGCUGGAGUGGCCAAAAGAAAUUCUAUUCCCCGUAUUGGAUGUGACCAGACUAGCCGUCAGAAACAAAGAUAUAAACGGGAUCAUGUUCGACACUAUGUAUGGACCAACAUUUGUUAAAUACCUAUUGUCAUUAUUAUCUCCGGAUAAUUUAGCAGCGAACCAAAUGCUGGCCAUGCGUGUACUAGUGAACGCAUUCAGCGAUCUUCCUGGCGAAAUGUUGGUGCUCGCUGCCAGAGAGAGCGUCGUGCAUUCGAUCAUCUGUCUCCCUCAAUUGAGUGGCGGCGCCCAGAUCGCGGCAGCGUCUUUACUGCUUAACCUAUCAGUGGCACUCGGCCAACAAACGGAUACUGUAGAACUGGUGGACUGUAUAAUACAUCUGCUUAAUAAGACUGCGGAUAAGGAGGCUUAUUUCAGAGGUAUAGUUGCUCUGGGAACACUUUUGGCUGAAACUCCGAACAAAGUGAUGAUUCAAUCUAAGAUUGUCUCAAACUCAACUCUACACAACAGAAUGAAAACUGAUAGUACGGCAGAUCCUAACAAUAAAAUUAAUAUUUGCUCACAACAAAUGCUAAGAAUGUUAUGAAAAAAUAUACUUAAUUUAUUAAUG